Messenger RNA from Xenopus laevis (African clawed frog), 3223 nucleotides. Its product is annotated as putative nuclease HARBI1. The coding region runs from base 1506 to 2684 and encodes 392 amino acids. The transcript has 7 exons. Lineage: Eukaryota; Metazoa; Chordata; Amphibia; Anura; Pipidae. The record is from RefSeq and is a predicted model, not a curated record.
ACCUCUCUUGCUCCAUCUAUUACUUAUCGGACGGUAUCAGUGGUUGCGAGGGAAGCAAGUCAAUUUCUAGUUGCGGGAUGUUAUUCAUGCGCCUUCAGUCGGUCCCAAACUAUAGUCCCGGGCCAUUGGGGGCGUUGGAAGUAGUGAUUCAAAGGCUUGAGGUUUGCGACAUGGCACUACGUUGUUCGUUUCUUUGGUGUUUCUAAUAAAUCAGGACAAUAAGGGACCAUUUAAGUCAUUACGUUACUACUUUACUCAGCUGCCAUUGUCUGUGAAGGGAGAGAUCACGUGGGCUGCUGUAGUGAUGAUUAGCCUCUCGGUAUUACACAGCAGAGAGCGAGAUGCCAGGGUACCAUGGUGUAAUAUCAUGGACAUGCCUUAUGUUUUGGGAAUGCAAAAAAGCAAUUAAACUUAUAGUAUGUAAAGUUGAAGGCCUCUUUAUCAUGCUGUGUAAAACAUUGGAGAAAUAUUGUAUAUGAUAUUGCCCUUCACAACCAAUCAGAUCUUGGCUUUUGUUUUGUAACCUAUAGGUGCCUGGUGAAAUCUAAUUGCUGAUUGGUUGCUAGGGGCAACCUCAUUUUCUCUAAUGUUUUAAACAUCCCAAUUAAUAGGCCACAAUCAAUUCCCUUCAAGACUAUUCAUAGGCAGUGUAUGUUUUAUAUUUUGUACUCCCCCCAACACCUUCAUGUCAUGUAUUAGCUUGGAAAGAUUGGAAUGGUAUGACCAAUGGAAACUUGUCCCCUAGGGUGAUAAAUGACAUUUCACUAUUUUGAAGGACACUUUGCCUUAUUACAUAAUACUGAAGGUACAUUUUUGUAGAGGGGAAAUAAUGGUCUGGGGAUUUCCAUAGUUUGGGCUAGGGCCCCUGGUUCAAUUGAAAGUCUAACAGCAUAUAAUGAAAUUCUAGACAAAGCUUCUUACUUUAUGGCAAGUUUGGGGUAGGCCAUUUCCAGUUUCAGCACAAUAAUGGCCCUUGCACAAAGCAAGGUAUCUAUAGAAGGGAUUUGCUCAGAUGGGAGUGAAGAAUUUAACUGGCACCACAGAUCGCCUGUCUGAUCCCCAACAUAACUAAUGCUAUUGUGGCUGAAUGAAAGCAAAUUCCACUAACAAUACUGGAUAACCAACUUCAUAUUAAACGCGAAUUCCUUUAAUUGCAUGAAAAUUGGGACCCUGGAGCCAAAUAAAUUAGAUGGAGGCUCAGCCAAUUCAGCCUUUGUACAUACGGUACCUAUGUUUAUAUUCGGUUUGUGAAGAAUCAGCCAGUCCAAGUGUCUCAGCACAAAACAAGAAGACCCAUUCAGGUGUGCACACCUGAAAUUAAAGCUGAGAUGCUAAAAGAAGCCUCGGGUAGUGUAAAGUAACAGCAGCUGAAGCUCUUGGAUAUAUGACCACGCAUCACUGAAAAGAAUGGCAGAAUGUAGGGAAAGGCUCCACCCGGAGACAGCUGCCAUUCCCAAGAGGCUCCUUUUCUAAACAGAAGCAUAUGCACUGACGUUUGUUCCAUAAUGGAAGCGUUUGGGCCGGUGAUGUUGCAUUUGCUAUUAGCUGAAGAGGAGGAAGAAAGAGAGAGGAAGCAGCGGAAACAUAUCAGGCGGGCAGCUGUACAAAGACCCAAGGAUAAAGUCUUGCCUGUACGCAAGCCACCAGUACAUGGCAGGAGAAGGACACCAAAGCCACGUGUAUUUAGGGAAAGGACAGGCCUAGAAGUGUUUACAGAAGAGGAAAUUAUCCAAAGAUACAGACUCAACAAGAGUGCAAUUAAUGAGCUGUAUGAACUUAUAAAAGGGGACAUCGAUCCAUUGACCCAGCGGAGCCAUGCCAUUCCUGGCAUGGUGAAAUUGUUAAAUUGCCUACAUUUCUUUGCUUCUGGCUCAUUCCAGACGAGGACAUCCUCCAUCGGAGGGGUGUCCCAAUCGGCAUUUUCCAGAUUUAUGGGGCCAGUAAUAGAUUCAAUUAAAAAACACUUGAAAGCCUUUAUAUAUUUCCCAAAAGACAAAGCGGGAUGGCAAAGGGUAAAAAGGGGAUUCUACAGGAUUUCUGGAAUGCCACAUGUAAUGGGGGUUCUGGACUGUAUGCACAUUGCGCUUUCACCUCCCCAUGAAAGAGAGGAGCUUUACAGAAACAGUAAGGGAUUCCACUCUGUCAGUGUGCAAGUCAUAUGUGACAGUAAAGGCAAAAUUCUAAGUAUCUAUUCAGCUUUUCCAGGGAGCUCCCAGGAAUCUGUUAUUUUGAAGCAGACGUCAGUGUAUGAUGCGUUUAAGAAUGGAAAACUCCGCGGUGGAUGGCUGGUGGGUGGACCAGGAUACACCUGCCAUCCCUGGCUUCUGACACCAGUCAAAAAACCUACAACCACAGCUGAGCAUUCCUAUAAUGAAGCACAUACACGUAUACGUUCUGUUAUUGAGCGAACAUUUAGCUUGUUAAAAAGUCAGUUCAAAUGUUUGGAUAAGCCAGGUGGUGUGCUACAGUACAACCCAACCAAGGUGGCAGAUAUCAUUGUUGUUUGUUGCAUUCUACACAAUAUUGGAAUACAGCAUAAUAUUGUCGAGAACUUUGCUUGUGAGACAUACAAUGAUGUUUAUGAGCUUAAAGCUUCACUUGCAGUCGAACCUGAACUUGGAGACAAACCGCUGGCAGUUCGUGGCAGGAUAAUCACAGAUUACUUCUCUGGUCAUUCCUCGUGAUCUCAACAUGAUGCAGGUUGAGCAAUAUUUAUAUUCGUGCAGAGGAAUUAUUGUUGAAAAACAAGAUUAUUUUUGAGUAGGAAUGCUGUUUUUAUAUACUGAACUUGGUGUACCCACCCAAGGGUUCAUCUGCUCUAUAACAGUGAUAAAACAGGUCUUCAAAGUUGUCCACAGGAGCACUCCAUCUUGGAACUUGUUAGGUCUUGUUUAGUGUAAAGUCCAGACUAAGAUUCAGAAUAGACUCUGGCAUAUCAAGAGGCUCAAACAGCUCCCCCAAUCAGCCCAAUAAAUAUUCACUUAUCAGGGGCCAUUUUAUACAGAUUGUCAGUCCCGGCCUGGUGUCAGUGAUAUUGCACAUGCUCAGUGUGACCUGGGCACCAGGAUUAGGUGUUCUUAAAAAUCAUCACGCAAAUAAUUGAUAAAAAAAAACAAUUUAAAGACCAACUGAAAGCAGCAAGUAAGUUGCAGGUAAAACUUAGUCCCUUUGUAAAAUAUAUAAUUAAGCAAUUGAAUUCUUAAUGAAUCAGCUGAAAAUUGAG